This is a messenger RNA of Corylus avellana, 1771 nucleotides long. Its product is annotated as aldehyde dehydrogenase family 3 member F1-like. Gene Ontology annotation, cellular component: cytoplasm. The record is from RefSeq and is a predicted model, not a curated record. Gene Ontology annotation, biological process: aldehyde metabolic process. Gene Ontology annotation, molecular function: aldehyde dehydrogenase (NAD+) activity. NCBI's taxonomy places the organism in Eukaryota, Viridiplantae, Streptophyta, Magnoliopsida, Fagales, Betulaceae.
UAUGAACCCCAACAAGGCAGGCAGCAAAGAGUCAAGUUACUUCUGUUUCUCUAGCUCUAAACCAUGGAGACUGUGAGAGGUUUGGAAAGAGAUGUAGAGGAUUUGAGGGAGUAUUAUAGGCUUGGAAAGACGAAGGAAGCAUCUUGGAGGAAGUCACAGCUCAAAGGCUUGCUUACUUUCCUAAAGGAGAAAGAUCGAGAUAUCUUUAAGGUUCUUAAGCAAGACUUGGGAAAACAUCACAUUGAGGCUUUUAGAGAUGAGAUAGGAACCUUGAUAAAGUCACUGAAUUUAGCAUUGGAUUCUUUACAAGAAUGGAUGUCAGGCAGAAAGGCUACACUGCCACAAAUUGCUUUGCUCACCACUGCAGAAGUUGUUCCCGAGCCUCUUGGCCUUGUCCUCAUUAUAUCUUCUUGGAAUUUUCCCUUUGGACUGUCCUUGGAACCUCUGAUAGGGGCAAUAGCUGCUGGAAACACAGUGGUUCUGAAGCCCUCGGAAUUGGCUCCUUCAUGUGCUGCUUUUCUAGCAAAUAAUAUCCCAAUUUACAUGGACAAUAAUGCUGUCAAGGUUGUCCAAGGUGGACCAGCUGUUGGUGAACAACUCCUACAGCAGAAAUGGGACAAAAUCUUCUUUACAGGAAGUGCACGGAUUGGACGGCUUGUUAUGUCUGCGGCUGUGAAGCAUCUGACACCUGUUACUCUGGAGUUGGGUGGAAAAUGCCCUGCUAUUGUUGAUUCCCUUUCUAGUUCUUGGGAAACUAAGCUUGCUGCAAAGCGAAUUCUUAUGGCGAAAUGUGGGUCCUGUGCUGGUCAAGCAUGCAUUGCAAUAGAUUAUAUGCUUGCAGAAAAGAAAUCUACACCCACUUUGGUAGGGUACAUUAAGGCCAUGAUCAAGGAAAUGUAUGGAGAAAACCCAAAGGAAUCAUGCAGUAUUGGAAGGAUAGUAAACAAACACCAUUUCUUGAGAUUGAAGGAUCUUUUGAACGACCCCAGAGUUAAAGCUUCUAUUGUUUAUGGUGGUUCAUUGGACGAAGAUAACUUGUUCAUAGAGCCAACAAUCUUGGUGGAUCCCCCGCUUGAAGCAGCAAUCAUGACAGAAGAAAUCUUUGGCCCAUUGCUUCCAAUAAUUACAUUGGAGAAUAUUGAGGACAGUAUACAGUUCAUAAACUCAAUGCCUAAAGCACUUGCUAUUUAUUGCUUCACCAAAAAUAAAUCUCUAGAGAGAAGGAUUAUAUCCGAAACAUCAUCUGGAAGCAUCACAUUCAAUGAUGCCCUUGUUCAAUAUGCAGCUGACACCCUCCCAUUUGGAGGAGUUGGUGAAAGUGGGAUGGGAAGAUACCAUGGAAAGUUCUCGUUUGACACUUUCAGCCAUGAGAAGGCCAUAUUAAGAAGAAGUUUCCUGACUGAAUUGUGGUUUAGAUUUCCUCCAUGGAACACUCAGAAGCUGCAACUCCUUGACUGUGCCUACAAUUACAAUUAUAUUGGAUUACUCCUUGUCAUUCUGGGCUUGAAAAGGUCUAAACGAGCUUCAUAUUUUCACUGAGUGAUGCAUUCACAUGAUCUUCUCUCAACUCUCAAGUUUCUUUUCUGUCUUUGUAUAAAGAGAGGAAAUAUUUCUCAAAACAAUUAUGUUUUUAUUUUAUUUCCGAAUAUAAUGCUGUUUGUGUUAUAUCAGCCGAAUAUGACGUGGGUGGGAUGAUGGUGUAGUAUUUAACAUUUUUUGUUCGGAGAAAAUUCUUUCAACCCGAUUUAGAGAUAUGUCCUUUGAGAUAUUG